CGCGACGCGAACGUAGGUGUGCUCGUGUACGUAUACAAACGGUAGGUCCGGUGGAGGUAGAUCGUAGUAGCGUGUAGGUAGGCGCAGAGCGCGAAAGAAGGUAGAGGAUUGGCGGAGAUGCAGCUUAGAAUUCCACGCAUAGUCAAGGGGUUUCUGGUUGGUUGGUAAGUGGGACUAGCCGGGACUCAUAGGCAGCAUGUCUUCUACGAGAGCUCGCAGUCCCAUUCGAAACUCUGGAACGCGUUUAAGCGCGGAUUUACUUUUCAUCGGUUCGCCUUCGAUUCGCGGAUUUAUUUCGAUACUCGAUGGAACGCUCGACAAUGCGGAACAACGAAAACAGCCACACGGCCUGAAUAUUAUCGCUUAACCCGUUCGAGUUAUCCUCGGUAAUCAAGCGUUUUUGCCAUUGAACCUUUCGCGAUUCUCUUUCGAUUUCUCGUGGUUCGAGCAAAUACCGACCGGUGUAUGACCGCGACGGAGAUACGCUGCAAUAUAAUAUUGCCAGCCAUCGUCGCUAAAGGAGCACCGGUCAUAAGCAGAAGGCUGCUAGAUCGAGAUCGAAAUCGAGGUCGAGGUCGAGGUCGAGGGUAAGGUGAAGAACUCGAGACCCAGAUCAAGAUCACCAUCGGAGUCGUUGUUGGAAAUCAAAGCGCAUAGCUCGGGAAGAAAAUGCAGCCGAUUCAAGGAGGCAAAUGGUUCGUUCUGAUGAUCGUUGGAAGCAUGGCUUUACCGCCUCAAUCGCAAACCGGCAAAGGGAAGGAAACGAUGCCUGUAACCGGAAACGACGCCCACUUCGAUCCUUCUUCGACGAUUUCAUCGAACACCAGCAACGCUAUCGUCGCCUCCAACAGCGCUAACAACAGCGUCGACAUCGAUAUUAAUGAUGACAGCGGUAGCACCGUAUCGAAGCCGGUUUCUCUCGACGUUUCCGCUCCGAUCGGCAACGACGAAACGACGCUGGCAUCGUCAUCGGUGACGCCGAUUUUAGAGAAUCGCUCGUCUCCAGACGAAAUCGUCGAGAAUUCACCGACGACUCGGUCGUCGAUCGCGGGAGCGGAAUCGACGUCGACUACCACCACCACGACGGCGACUACGAAGAGUAAUGUCGUAACUAACGCGAAAACAACCAUGAUAAAUGGUAAUAAUUCGAAUACGGGUUCGAGCGUGGCUCCUACCGAAACCUCCUCGAGAACGAUCGUCUCUACUCAAGACGCGAGCACUUUUCUCUCAUCUUCGAAGAAAUCGACCAGCAGCUUUAACGAAUCUACCACCACUCCCGCUUCGAUUUCCGCGAAGGAAACGCGAGAAUCGCCUGGGAAAAUUCGACCGCAAAUCAAAUUAACGACAAACUACACCAGUCUCACAGAGACUGGUGUACGAUUACCGGAAGGUGCGAGCGCGGCUCUCGCUAAACCAACCAAGUAUCAUUACUAUCCGCACAAUCAACACAUCUACCUGCUACCGGAGUGCGCGGUGCAGCAGGUUUGCAAUGCAGUUUACGUUAGAUUGAACUUUACUCAGCCACUGUGCGCCUGUCCAGGAAGAUACCGCGACCCUUGCAGCGCUUCUCUCGACAGCGACGACCUCCACACUACGGAGCUGGUCACCGACCCUCGAACCAAGGCUCUCACUUUGGUGAAAACUUGCGAGCCAGUGGCCGAAAUGCGCGAGUGUAGAGCACCGAGGGAUUGGUCCCUUCUCGCGUUGCAGAACGUGCGAACUGGCAAGUCUCAUUACCUGGUGAUAUGCCGAUGUCCCGACGCUAACAUACUCGAAGGUCCUAUGAGUCACGAUCAACCGACGUACGCCAGCGUGCCAGGUAUUCGCGUUUACGGGAUGAUGUGCGUUCAAAGGACCCGAAGAGGACGACCGCUGCGAAACGUCCGCAGUCUCAUAGAUAGCCCGAUAGGCGAAAUCAACGACAACUCGAUGCCCAAAGAGAACGCGGAGACGAACGAUCGGUUAAGCUUUCCGUGGUACAAGGUGCAACAAUUAAUGAACACGGCCGUCUGGGAUUAGAAGGAUCGUUAACGAAACUUUCGACGGCGCAACAGUGUCCGUGAAAUGAUGGAAAAGUAUCGUUCGAAGUUUGUUGAAAAUCUGCUUCGACGUUCAUUCGUCUCUUUAUUUAUUAAGCACCUUGCUUCGCUUCGCUUAGCUUCCUCUCCCUUCGGUUUAGAGCAAAUCACCAUUUAUUCUUAUUCUUACUUACAUUGUAACUUGUAAUUACGUUAUAAUAUACCUGUGUACUCGUACAAUUGAAUCCGAACGAGAAAAGGUAAAAUAGGCGAGACUAUACAAGGUGUUAAAAAUACACUUUACUCUACGAUCUGGUUGUGACAAGUUCGAACUAUUCCAUUUCUCGAUCGAGUACGGUAAUAUCGGAUAUUAAGAAGCACCUCGUAAGCGAUCGGUAGAAAUGGGAGUAUUAAAUGAUUACAAACAGACUGUGAAUCCCUUCAGCGUAAGUAGAUUAAUCAUGGUAUUCGCAUAAAUCCAUAGGUACGUGUAUCAUAAAACACACGAAAUUUGUAAAAUUAAACGUUUUCAGCAAA
Messenger RNA from Osmia lignaria (orchard mason bee), 2555 nucleotides. It is a transcript of the gene dsx-c73A, whose product is annotated as doublesex cognate 73A. The record is from RefSeq and is a predicted model, not a curated record. NCBI's taxonomy places the organism in Eukaryota, Metazoa, Arthropoda, Insecta, Hymenoptera, Megachilidae.